GCUUCUGCAUAAUAGAUCCAGAGGUCGAAGAGGAAUAUCUGGAUACUGUACUGGCCGACAUCUCUGCCGUUGACGAGCAGGGCAGAUUCGUCUCGCUUCCAUCUGGCAUUGUAGAGGGCCUUCUGGGCAAAGAGGGCUCCUGCCGCGUGGCCGAUGUCGGUGUCACAACCGAGCAUGCGAUGGUGUCAGUGUUCACUGAAAGCUUUGUGCCGCGGGCCUCAGUUGUCAUGGACACAGACCGGAAGCUGUACCUGGCCAACCUGCCACAGGAUAUCGCCGAGGAAGAGCUCCGGGAGGUCUUCGGUGUAUACGGCCGAAUAGAAGAGGUGAUCGUCCUCGGGUCGAAAGCUGCAGACAGGACCGACCGCACGGGGUUCGUCAAGUUUGUAGACAAGGAGGAUGCAGCCGCAGCGCUGGCUGUCCUCAACGACAUGUACCAGUUUCGCGAAGACUCGGAGACGGUUCGCGUUAGCUGGGCCAGGCCUCAUCGCGACGACAAGGGGCACAAGGGCCAUGGUCAUGGCUAUGGAUACGCAGGAGGCCAAUCAGGUGGCAAGGGUCCACCGAUGCCGCCACUUCCUGCACCGCCAAGUGGAGGACCUCCGCCCCCGCCGCCGGCAGCUCCGCCGCCCCCGCCCAUGCCAGCUCCGAAAGGCGGAGGGGGCUUCAGAGGGCCUGGCCAGGGCGAGAAGCUUUGGGUUGGUAACUUGCCCGGUGACAUCACCGAGACCGAGAUGCACAAGGCAUUUGGGCAGUUUGGCAGUGUUGACGAGGUCAACAUUUUGCCAGCUAGAUCCAGGAGCGGUCAGCUCUGUGCCUUUGUUCGCUAUGCCACGCCUGCAGAGGUGACGGCUGGGGCAAGGGUGGCUGGGGCCACGGUGCUGCCUGUGGUGGUUGCGGCGGCUGCAGCGGCUGCGGUGGGUGUGCAGGGUGCGGAGGAUGCGGUGGAUUCCCCGGUUGCGGCGGCUGCGGCGGCUGCCAAGGCUACCAUGCUGCUUGUGGUGGCUGCGCUUGUGGCGGCUGCGCUUGUGGCGGCUGUGGAGCAGAUGGCCAGUGGGUCCAGGGCUGCGGAGGCCUCGCAGUGGAACCGCUCGUGGUUAGUCGGGGACAGAUCUGCAAGCAACUGGCGAGGUCUGCAGCAAGUGGCUGAGAGUCAUGAGCAGCCACAGGCCAUGUUCAAACGAAGCAUUGCCAGAUGGCAACAAAGGAACGGGACGCUCGAAUUGAAGCCCUGGGACGAGGAUGCCGAGUCCAUGCAGGUGUCCAUGAGACCUGGUCGCCUGGUAAUUGCUCGUGCCGAUGCGCUUCACCAUCGCUUUUCGUCUGUGGGCUGUGCCUACUGCUUGACAUGUUUUUUCAACAACAUCGUCGCAGCGGAGCAGGAGCCGGUGAGCCCGUGUGGCUUCGCCCUGCAACAGUGGGCCAAAGAGAGGAUGACUCGCUACAAGCAGAGCACGGUGCAGGAGCAGAGAUACAUGGAGAUGCCCCGGGACUGGGAAGAGAAAAUCAACCGAGAGAUGGUAAAUACGCAGCGGAUUGCUCUUCGAACAGCCUGCACGAAGCAGCCUGGAACGGAAGAUCCGCUGGGCUUUGCCUUGGCCAUGAAUUCUGGUCCAGACUACGCGCUUAGCGUCCCCAUGAUGAGAUGGGAGCACGAGAUGGUUUACGAAGACGAUAUUAUGGCAUGGCAGCAUGGGAAGACGUGCUGCAUGCACGGUGCGUUCAUCGAAGGCAUUGAGCUCUUCGACUGCACUGCCUUCCGGAUUUCGAGGGCAGAAGCUUCCGGCAUGGACCCCGGCCAUCGUCUCACCUUGGAGACAGGGUACGAGGCGCUCGUGAAGGACGGCUACCGAGCCAACACUCUCAUGAACAGUCGGGGCGGCGUGUACGUCGCAAAUCCUCCGCCAGUGGAGUGGGCAAUGACACCCAAGGACAUCGCUGCCGGCGGGGUGUGUGGUGGUGGUGGCAGCAUCGCCUGUGGCCGCUUCUCCUUCGUGCAUGGCCUCAAGGGCCCGUGCAUCAGCGUCGAUGUUGAGGGAGCCUCCUCACUGGUUGUCGUGAACUAUGCUUGUGCCAACUUGUCCUGGACGGGCGGCUGGGAGCCCAUCCCCUUCGCGCUCUGCAACAGCUGGAACCUCCAGCUGAACCCUGCGCCGUACGUCCACCUAAGCUCGUGCGGACUGCUGUCGCCCAAGGGCCGAACCUUUGCGUUCGAUGCUUCUGCCUGUGGCUACAUCCGUGGAGACUGUGUGACCUCCAUCGUGCUUAAGGCAGGCAACGUUGAGGGAGAGGCGGAGAACGAACUUGGAUACCUUGCCGGAAGUGCCACGAAUCAGAGUGGAAGGAGAAGUCACCUUGCUGCCCCUGACUGUCUCGCACUGCAAGAAGUGAUUCACGAGGCCUUGCGGCAAACACAGAUUACUGGUCUGGAUGUCGAUGCGGUGGAAAGCUGUGCGGAUGGCAAGAUCCUGGACGAUUCCCUGGAGGCGACCGCCUUUGCUCGAGCGUACCGACCACAGGGCACCCUGAACGUCGAUGAUACAGCUCCGCUUGGCAUCAUCUCAGCCAAGUCGGGUGUCGGAAACCAGCUGGAGGCCGCGGGCAUCUCACAGAUCCUCAAGGUGAUCUUGGGAUCACGUGCAGCAGCCUUCCACCCAACGCCCCAUCUUAGGAUCGUGAAUCCGCACAUCGACAUAGAGAUGUGCGAGCGGAAUGCCAUAAUCGCGGGUGAGAGCUUGGACUUCAGACUGCCGUCAACUUACACGGGUUCAAGCCUUAGUCGCUGA
Molecule: messenger RNA, 2786 nt
Organism: Symbiodinium sp. CCMP2456
Lineage: Eukaryota; Dinophyceae; Suessiales; Symbiodiniaceae
Source: the annotation of a GenBank genome assembly